Molecule: messenger RNA, 723 nt
Organism: Lathyrus sativus (Indian pea)
Lineage: Eukaryota; Viridiplantae; Streptophyta; Magnoliopsida; Fabales; Fabaceae
Source: the annotation of a GenBank genome assembly
AUGGCAGACCCAACAACUUUCAUAGCAACAUGGCUCACACCUUCUUCCCUUUUCAUCAUUGUAAACCUCGUCAUAGGUACCAUAGCUCUCGCUUCUCGCUUCAAUGCUCCACCCCAAAACCAAACCAACCAACAACAACAACCUCACCUCAACCGUUCACCUUCCUUUCUCCAACGUCUCAGGUCUUUCAAUAAUAACAACCACCAUAACGAACCCGAGUCGGAGCCCGAGUUCACUCAUCCUCAACUCGUUCGAAAACCGUCUCUAUUACAGCGAGUCGUAUCCUUCAAUUUCAACAAACACGAACCACAACACCCACAAACACAUUACGCUCAACCCGAGUCAGACUCCGAGUCCACUCAGCCUCAACUCGUUCGAAAACCAUCUUUCUUGCAGCGAGUCAUGUCCUUCAAAACACACCCCGUUCAACCCGAAUCCGAAGACAUAUCUACUAACCAGAUUUGUAAUGAGGAUAAGACUAAGGUGGAGAUGAAGAAAUCUGCGAGCAAGAAAGAGUGUUCGAUGACGUCUGAAUGGGAGGAAGAGGAUGAAGAAACAGUGGAGCGAAGGAGGCCAGCGACUGCAGCGGCGAGAAGCGAAACAACGACGUGUAAAGAAGAUGAAGCGGUGGAUGCAAAAGCUGAUGAUUUUAUCAACAGGUUUAAGAAGCAGUUGAGGUUGCAGAGGCUUGAUUCAUUUAUCCGCUACAGAAACACCAUGUGA